This is a messenger RNA of Triticum turgidum subsp. durum (durum wheat), 1038 nucleotides long. Lineage: Eukaryota; Viridiplantae; Streptophyta; Magnoliopsida; Poales; Poaceae. The record is from the annotation of a GenBank genome assembly.
AUGACCGUCGGCGGCGAGGCCACGGCCACGGCCAUGGGGCACGGGCAGACGGUGUGCGUGACCGGCGCCGGCGGCUACAUCGGGUCGUGGAUCGUCAAGCUCCUGCUCGAGAAGGGGUACGCCGUGCGAGGCACCGUCAGGAACCCCGAUGACGCGAAGAACGCGCACCUGAGGGGCCUCGCCGGCGCGGCGGAGCGGCUGGUGCUGUGCAAGGCGGACCUGCUCGACGCCGACGCGCUGCGCGCCGCCAUCGCCGGCUGCCACGGCGUCUUCCACACCGCCUCGCCAGUUACCGACGAUCCGGAGGAGAUGGUGGAGCCGGCGGUGAGGGGCACGCGCUACGUCAUCGACGCCGCGGCGGAGUCCGGCACGGUCGGCCGCGUCGUGCUGACGUCCUCCAUCGGCGCCGUCGCCAUGGACCCCAGCCGCGCCCCGGACGCCGUCGUCGACGAGUCCUGCUGGAGCGACCUCGAGUUCUGCAAGAAGACCAAGAACUGGUACUGCUACGGGAAGACGGUGGCGGAGCGGGAGGCGUGGGAGGCGGCGGCGGCGCGCGGGGUGGACCUGGUGGUGGUGAACCCGGUGCUGGUGCAGGGCCCGGCGCUGCAGCCGGCGGUGAACGCCAGCCUGACGCACGUGCUCAAGUACCUGGACGGCUCCGCCAAGACGUACGCCAACGCCGUGCAGGCGUACGUGCACGUCCGUGACACUGCCGCCGCGCACGUCCUCGUCUUCGAGUCCCCCGCCGCCGCCGGGCGCUACCUCUGCGUGGCCGACGGCGCUGUGCUCCACCGGGAGGACGUCGUCACCAUCCUCCGCAAGUUCUUCCCCGAGUACCCCAUCCCCAGCAGGUGCUCUGACGAGGUGAACCCGAGGAAGCAGCCGUACAAGAUGUCGAACCAGCGGCUCCGUGAGCUGGGCCUCGAGUUCACGCCGGUGGCGCAGUGCCUCUACGACACCGUCGUCAGCUUCCAGGAGAAGGGCGUCCUCCCGGCCCCUCCUGCCCCGGCACAACCGGCGAUGAAAGAGAUCAACUGA